Ascochyta rabiei is the source of this 1410-nucleotide messenger RNA. Its product is annotated as histone H4-like TAF Taf6, SAGA complex subunit. NCBI's taxonomy places the organism in Eukaryota, Fungi, Ascomycota, Dothideomycetes, Pleosporales, Didymellaceae. The transcript has 2 exons. Gene Ontology annotation, biological process: RNA polymerase II preinitiation complex assembly; transcription initiation at RNA polymerase II promoter. Gene Ontology annotation, molecular function: RNA polymerase II general transcription initiation factor activity; transcription coactivator activity; protein heterodimerization activity. The coding region runs from base 1 to 1410 and encodes 469 amino acids. Gene Ontology annotation, cellular component: transcription factor TFIID complex; SAGA complex; SLIK (SAGA-like) complex. The record is from RefSeq and is a predicted model, not a curated record.
AUGUCCUCCGUCUGGAACCCCGACAAUGUGCGAGACGUCGCCGAAUCAGUUGGCAUCGCCUCACUCGCCGACAACGUCGUCGAGGAGCUAGCGCGCGACGUUGACUUCCGGCUUGCACAGGUACUGGAGGAGGCUCUGAAAUUCAUGCGACACGGCAAGCGGACGACGCUGAGCACACAGGACGUGUCCAAUGCUCUGAGAAUAUUGAAUGUGGAGCCGCUUUACGGCUACGAGUCCACUCGGCCGCUGCGCUUUGGCGAGGCUUCCCUGGGGCCUGGACAGCCGUUGUACUAUGUCGAGGAUGAGGAGGUUGACUUUGAGAAAUUGAUCAAUGCGCCGCUUCCCAAGGUGCCACGAGAGGUCACAUUCACAGCGCACUGGCUCGCCGUGGAAGGAGUGCAACCAUCGAUACCCCAGAACCCAACGGCGACCAACCAGGGAGACCUGUUGCCCAAGGGAACCAAUGCAAAUCCUCAUCUCGCGGCAGCCAACGGUCUGGAUAACGUCAAUGUCAAGCCGCUGGUGAAACAUGUGCUCUCCAAAGAAUCGCAAGAGCUUUUCGCCAAGCUCUCCGGUGCACUCAUCGAUGAGACGAACAUUGAAUGGCAAAACGCCGCGCUUGCGGCUAUUCGAACAGAGCCUGGCAUCCACCAGCUAACAACGUACCUGCUCACCUUCAUCGCUGAGAAGGUCACCCACAGUGUGAAGAACCUGUUCGUGUUGCAGCAGAUGAUGCAGGCUACUAGCGCCCUGCUGGACAACCAGGCUAUUUAUUUGGAUCCGUAUGUCGCAUACAUGGUACCGCCUGUCCUGACCUGUUGCACGGGUAAAUACCUAGGACCAAAGACACAAGCAGCGUCCUCGAACGCCUUAUCGGAAACGCUCAACGGUGUUGGCCCCAACGGCCACAGUUCGAAUGGCCCAGACCAUUUCAAAUUACGCCAGUUGGCUGCCUCGAUCCUUAGCCGCAUCUGCCAGAAGUAUGGGUCAUCGAAUCAGGGGCUCAAGUCGCGGAUCGCAAGGACGUGCCUACGGCAGUUCAUGGACAUUGGCAAGCCGCUGGGCACGCACUACGGUGCACUACUAGCGCUGCUGAUCAUCACUGGGAAUGAGGGCAUGAAGAUGCUUGUGUUGCCUAAUUUGAAGAUUUACAAUGACGACGUGCUCAAGGGUGCCUUAUCGGACGAGAGCAAGAAGAAGGACGCGGAGCGAGUGCUUGCUAUCCUGCUCGAAGCCCUCAAGGCACUGGGAGGCACAAGAUCUGCAACAAUGACCAACGGUGUCGCUGAUAUGGAGGGGCUGAGGGAACGAUUGAACGGCAAGGUCGGCGACGUUAUUGCCGACCAGAUCAUCGCCAACAACUUCUCCGCGGCUGCGCAGGCCAUCCUGGAGACAGAUGUCAACAUUUGA